Messenger RNA from Sycon ciliatum, 11395 nucleotides. RefSeq lists its product as uncharacterized. NCBI's taxonomy places the organism in Eukaryota, Metazoa, Porifera, Calcarea, Leucosolenida, Sycettidae. Gene Ontology annotation, molecular function: ATP binding; 1-phosphatidylinositol-5-kinase activity; metal ion binding. Gene Ontology annotation, cellular component: cytoplasmic vesicle; vesicle membrane. Gene Ontology annotation, biological process: phosphatidylinositol metabolic process; melanosome organization; neutrophil chemotaxis. The record is from RefSeq and is a predicted model, not a curated record.
UGUUUAUCACAAACUUACUUGAAAAAUCAAAAUCGAAGAUCAAAAUGCCUGUAUUCUUGUAGAAAGAGAACCAGGUACGACUACUAGUUGGUGUAGGUCGGCAGUGAAAGGAUUUUGAAGUGAAGGACAACCUGUCUCAGUUUAUGAUUCACUUUUGGCAAUAGUCUUCGUUGCGAGCUGAGAUUUGCAGCACAAUGUGAGCACCUGACUGACGAGCAGCGAAGGAAAUGGCUGAAGCCGACGACAGUCAGAAUGAUUUUCUCACUUCCUUUGGAGCUCUAAGUCCUCAAUCAGAAGAGCCCAGUACUUCCUUUUCAUUUAACCGACUACUUCGAGGUCUCGUUGGAAAUGAUGUACCAGCCAAUCCACCCGUUGCAGUUCCUUUUGUACACAACCAAACAACAGCAACAACAACAACAACAGCAGCAGGAGCAACAGCAGGGGCAACAAGCAUGCCUUCGCGCCAUUCCGGCAGCACUACAGCCGCACCAACAGCAGGAGCAGCAGGAAAGAUGAACAUUACCUCUACACACGCUCCAUUAGUUCUUAGCGGUAGUAGUCCUGCAAGUACCGGAGGAUCAAGAGGCACUGCUGAAGCAGCAACACGAAACGUUUCAGUCGAGUCUAUGCGAGGUGCCUCCUAUGCCGUCAAUGUCAGCUCCACAGCGCUUGAUGCUGAUCUAAAGAUGGAAUAUCGCGGUGCAGUGUUCGAUCAUCCGGAACAGCAGAAAACAACUGAGGAAGUGUUUGGCACCAGUCUUCGUCUUCGUCGACAAGACACUAGUGGCAAAAGAAGUGUUGCAGGCCAGCCCCCUAACACUGCUCUAUUGAAAUCUGAUUCGUCCCAAUCUGCAACUGUAUCUGUUGAAGAUGCGGCAAGUCGUAACUUACGUUCCACAGUGAGGACAUUCAUGAUGCUCGAGUCGCGCUCUGCCUCACGGGAGUCAUGUGAGAAUUCGAGCACUGUUGCUGACCAAGCUAAUGUUGAUACACCUGAAGCAUCUGCUGUUCCCUCUACCACUGUGUCAGCUGUUCCUGCUUCUCUUGUUUUCGAAGGUUGCGAUUCUAAUGCAGCUGCUGCUGCUACUACUGCCGGGAAGACACAAGCACAGACACAGGCACUUUCUGGCAUAUCCACUAUGUCUUCGUCAUCUAGAACAGCAUCGCGGAAGGAAUCACCAGUAGUGGUAGUGAGUGAGACAGACACUGCUACUGCUACUGCUACUGUUACUGCUGCUUCUGCUGUUGUUGCUGCUGCCGCCACUGCUGCUUCUACUAGUACUACUGGCGCUAGUGCUGCUAGUGCAGCUAGUGCUUCUUCAGCCAGUGUGGCUGCCGCCGCCGCCACAGAUCGAUCUCUUUAUACUGUUCUCAAACGUCUUGGUUCCAUUCUGGAAGGAACACCAGCUGCGGACGGAUCACAGGCCCAAAGAUGGCGUGACACCGAUCUCAAACAGUACUGGAUGCCUGAUGAGCAUUGCAAGUCAUGUUAUGAAUGUGGCGCCCAGUUUCACACAUUCCGACGUCGCCAUCACUGUCGUGUAUGCGGUCAGAUCUUCUGUUGGCGUUGCUGUAGUGAAGCUAUCCCUGCACAGCAUAUGGGCCUUAAUGCCACGCUUGGUGCUCUGCGCGUUUGCACUUACUGCGCUAGGGUGAUUCAUGACUACAGUGAAAAGCCAGCCUCCUCAGCUGACAUGCGUACAUUCUUCACUUUCAACACUACUAGUCGCAGCAGUAGCAGGACAGGAGAAGGCUGCACUACGGGCAGUGCAUCACGGCCUCCUAGUGAUGCUGCGAACUCAUCACCUGCACUUUCUCGCCAGCAUCCUGGCAGCAGCCAUCUGGGUCGCAAGAAUGUAAUGUUUGAUGAGCAAACAAGUGUGCAGAGUGCUGGAUCAAGUGUAGCAAGCACCACGUACAGUGGCAGUACUGCUGCUGCCACUAGUGCCACAUUGGAAAGUAUCCAAGAAUGGGCAAGUCAAGUAACUCCAAGCAAAUCACCCAUGUCUGCGGCGCCCAUGUCUUCACCACCCAAGCCUGGCCAUGAUGCUACGAAUAAUUUACGAGAGGUGUGGCUCGAUUUGGUGUCUGGGCAACGUGGCCUUGGGUUGCAAACCCACCGCUAUCGUCUAAGAUCUUACUCCAACACAAUGGUUGGAAGUUCCAUUGUUGAUUGGCUCAUUGACAAAGAGUUUGCUGCCAACCGCAACAUGGCGUUGAGUAUUGGUCAGGCUUUAUUAGAUAGUCAUCGGAUCGAGCCAGCUGCGAGUGAAGAGCAUAGCUUCAAAGAUGAAUACUGUCUCUACAAAGUUGGACCGCUUGGUCAAGUGGAGAUGGACAACAUCAGAGUUAAGGCAGCAGAGCCAGUGGAUGACUUGGAUGAAGAAGAACCAUCCUGGUUCAAAGGUCUUGCAAAACGCCGUCAGCACAUUCCACCUCUACCACUAAAACUGGUGCGUACACAAGAGACCAUUCCAUCACUUGGUACUGCUACUCAUAGCAUGGCAGAAGACACUCGCCAUCGCCAGUUUAGUGCAUCGUUUGGUGGUGGUACUAGUACUAGUACUGUUCAGACAGCCAAUGCUGCAGAUGCGGACUUGACCACAGCAGCUUUGCAGCAGCAACAGCAGCAGCAGCAGUCUUUUGAUGACACAUCACGCCAUGGUCUAUCUAGCGGUGUAGUACCAACUACUCCAUCUCAAAGAUACACUCUGUCAUCAUUGAGGAGUGGAUCCGUUGCAGUGCAUGAUUUUAAAGCACUCUUUCAACAGAUGGAUUCACAUGACAGUCAUGAAGAUCAAGGAGGACGUUUUAGAGCUGCAUCAACUGUUCAUGAAGAGAGCUUCAGGGAGUCGUUCACGAAGCAACGCCUAGCCCACCUUCGUAAACUACUCGAGCAACAGUUGUUAGUCCAUGGUCUUUCACACAAAUGGAUGGAGCACAUCAUGAGAAUUAUUGUCAAUGUCAGUGAGAAUGUAUUGCCUAAUCAGGAGAGAAACGACCACAUGAACGCAAGGGAUUACACCCAGUUCAAGAAAGUACCUGGUGGAUGCCACAGUGACUGUGAAGUCGUAUGGGGUGUUAUUUGCACCAAGAAUGUCCUGCAUCGGUCGAUGAAGACAUGUAUAACACAGCCAGCUAUCAUGCUAUUAAGAAAUGCCCUUGAGUACCAGCGCGUGGAGAACAAGAUGUCUACAUUGGAGACACUGGUAAUGCAGGAGCAUGAAUUCCUGAAGAAACAUGUCAACAAGGUGGUAUCUAUGCGGCCAGAUAUCUUGCUUGUUGAGAAGUCUGUGUCAAGACAUGCACAAGAUCUUCUGUUGGCGCAUGGUGUCACCGUGGCAACCAAUGUCAAGCCCUCUGUCUUGGAACGCAUCUCUCGUCUAUGUGAAGUCUCUCAGCUAGUGUCCGUCGAUCAGCUUAAUCGUUCACACAAACUUGGAAUGUGUCAGAGAUUCCGCUUGAAGGAAUACAAGCUGGAACAAGGCAAUGUAAAAACUCUCAUGGUGUUUGAAGGUUGUCCACGUAAUCUUGGCUGCACUGUAGUCUUAAGAGGUGGAUCGAAAGAGGAACUCUGCAAGGUGAAAUGUGUUAGCAAGUUCAUGGUACACAUGGCCUUCUCAACUCACCUGGAGGAAGAGUUGCUGAUGAAUCUAUGGUCGUCCCCACAGAGUCUGAGCAGCACCAGCAGCAGUAGCAGCAACAACAAGAGCAGCAAGAGAUCAUCAAACACACCAGCCAUUGACCAUCACUCACUGUCAUCUAGCACACCAAGCUGCACACGAGCAGGUCAGAUGCUACUAUGUCAGAUGCGUGACUUGGUUUUGCCGGAUGGUGAUGACGAGAUCAGACAACACAUGCCGCCACCAAUACAAGCAUCGGCGACACACUACUCUAGUAAAGUGUUAAGCGGACAGGAGAACAUUGGACUAAUAGCUCCUAUAGAAGAGAACACAUCUGUGGUAUGUAUCUCUCCUGUUCCUGAUAACCGUGAUCUGAUUACACAUCAGCAACGCGUCUCAUCUCCCCUUCAUCUGUCAGCUACUCUGAACAGUGGAUCAGCAACAAUGAAUGCUAUGCUUGACUCUGCGCAGGCGGGUGGAGAUGCUUACAGCACGUCUGCAGCAAGCCGGAGUGGGAGUAGUGCUGCUGCUGCUGCUGCAACUGAUGAUAAUGCAACAUUACCUCUCACUGCACUGGCGGCUAGCAGUGCUAGCAGUAUGGCUGCUACUGCUGCUGCUACUGCUACUGCUACUGCUACUGGUGCUACUGCUGCUGCUACUGGUGCUACUGCUACUGGUGCUGCUGCUACUGGUGCUGCUGCUGCUGCUACUGGUGCUACUGCUGCUGCUACUGGUGCUGCUGCUGCUGCUACUGGUGUUAGUGGCACUAGUAGUAGCAGCAGUGCUAGCAGUAUUCAUCAAGCAAGUACUAGCCUGCAAGCACCUCGGCGUGCUAAUGCACUGACCCUGUGGCAGCUGUUUGGAAAAGCUGUUGAAUCGAACGUCCUUUCAGCAUCACCGUGGGUGCAGAUCCCGCGACCGUACAUCAGUCUACCUUCUUCAUCAUCACUGCUUGCUUCUUCAGAGAUGACGACAGCGGAUAGGACUACUUCACCACCUCCACAUACUCCUGCUGUUGCUAGUACUAGCUUAUCAUCGCAACUCAAAGCAGCAUCCCAAGCAUUUGAUGCUACCAAGGUUUACCCCAACGUUGGCUACUGGUCAUCACUGUUUCAUGGUGCUGGUAACCAGUGCACAUCAUCUCACUCUGCUCUCUCUGCUGCUGAGUAUGGCAAUAGUAGCGGUGACGGUGGCGAGAAUGAUUUCAGCCUGUCAUGCCAGUGCAGGACUAUUUGCCCUGCUUCUACGCAACACACCAAUGAUGUGAGUGGAGACGAGGACAGCAGCACUCUUCCUCUCGACUCGCCACCAUCAUCUGCAAGUAUGAUGGUCAGUCUUUAUACUGGCCUUCCUCUUCCUAAUGAUGACAAGAUGAAAUCCAGUAUUCCUUUCUACGUUAAUACACCAAAGAGAAAUGAUGUGAUUCUUUUGGCCAAUGCACAUGAUGCUACAUCAGUGUCCACUGUUCCUAAGCGGCAACUCUCUCAACUCUCGUCAAAUUCUGCUGACCCAUCGUUUUGCCACCCAAUGUCCAGCACAUUGCUAGUACAGCAGUCUGCAUUUGAACGCACCAUGACAUCGAUGGUGUCCAACUUCCGAGCAUUUGGAGCAGUGGGAGGUCGCCGUGGACAUCCAUGCCAGCAUAUGCUCUCUUCAUCAGCUGUCAGCAAGAAUUGGAGUGGCGGUGGCGGUGGCGUUGGCAGCAGCAGCAGCAGCACAACGCUGACACCACUGGACCCGCAUCAGAGCAACAGGACUUGGUCAACUGAGCAAGGCUUCACUGCCCGCAAUGCCACUGUUCCUGCUGCUACUGCUGCUGCUGCUCCUGGUACUGCUAGCGGUGGUAGCAGUGCAACAGGCAGCACCAGUGCGGCACCAUCAUCAACAUCAUCAACGUCUGAUAGCGAUACUGCUGCUGCUGCUGCACAAGCAUCCAAUCUGGUCGAAGCUUUCUCCUCUAAGAUGAAGAAAGACUGCCUUGAUCCUCGUAAUCACCAGAGAAUCACUGUCUGCUUCAGCACGGAUUCUCCACAUUCUCCGAAUGCUCCAGAGCCUUGCAUUCUACCAUGGGUAGUAAACAUGGAGUUCUUUGGCAAGAAUGAUGUGUGUCUUGGCGAAUUUCUACGUCGCUAUUGCUUCAGGGAAAACUACCUGUGUGUGAAUGCAUUGUGUGGACUGGCAAUGUUGCACCAUGCUCGCCACUUUGUCCAUGGAAAUGCCACAGUACACAUCACUGUAGACAUGUGCCCGCAGCCAUUACCUGAUAGGAACGAGAACUCCAUAUUUGGAUGGUCUGCUUGUUCCAAGUGCUCCAGGAGAACGUAUCCGAUGAUGAUGUCGAUGAAGAGUCUUGCUUACUCGCUGGGAAAGUUCCUGGAAAUGCUCUUCUACGCCAACGCUAGCAAUGGUGAUGACCGUGAAAAGCAGCAGAGUGCUGAUGACAAUGACUAUGCUCCUGCUAGUGCUCACAGUGGCGCAUCAGAUUGUAAAUGUAAACACACCGCCUUUCAUGACAGUGUGCUGUAUUUUGGAUGCAAGGAUCAAGUAGCUAUUUUUGAGUAUAGCAAUAUUGCUCUGCUGGAAGUUAUUGUUCCACCCAUACUCAUUGUACGUACUGGACAAGCAACACCAGAGCUUGCUGUUAACUGGAACAAUGAGUUUCAUUUGCUGGCUAAGAGGAUCAAUUUUGUGUACAGCAGUCUUGCUGAGAGACUGGAGGAGUUGGAAGCAUCAGCUGCUGACGUACGCAUCUACGAAGUACCAGUGCUGCGCGGUCAUUGCACGAUUGAACAGCAAGACUUUCUCAGCAAACUGGAAGCUUUACAAGAGGAAGCUAUGGCAGAGGGCAUGCUACGCAAGCGUGUCCAGUCCAUGCACACCAGCAGAAGAGCACGGAUACGCAAUCGUCCUACGACUUCUACUACUAAUAUUAGCAGUGACAAGGUUGUGACUCAUCAAGGCGCAUCUAUGUCCAGUACAACAGUCACAUCAUCAGCAGCAUCAUCAGCAGCAUCAACAUCACUAUCAGCAGCAAUGAGUGAUGAGGCCCUGUCUGAUUCACUCAACCUACUGCGCAGUUCUAUCUGUGCUCGUACUCGAUUCUGGAAUCAGACCUUAUUGGAGAUCUUUCGUAGUGAACGCCAUCGACGAGCACUAAACAAAUCGUCCACCAAGUCCAAGGCGACUCAGCAACAGUCACAGCAGCAGCAGCCACAACAACAGCCGCUGCUUCAACGGCGUUUGUCAUCCACUGAGAAGGGCAAUAUUGGUGAUGAGGACAAGCCCGAUCUGGCUGUAGCAACUGAGGCUGGCAUUACAGCCGGUGCAAUGUCACAUUCAGAAGAGAAUCUCAACAUUAAUCUCAACAUGGACUAUUACGCCUUGGACAGCAACAGCAGUAGACGCCCCUCUCCACAUACACCAUCUGAAUCACCAGUCCACGCUUGUUUCUCUGCUAGUCUUAUUGCACAACCAGGCGCCCAGACUUUCCAGACUUUCCAGACUUUCUCACCGUCUGACUAUCAAGACAAUGUACCUACUGGCGGCAGCAGCAGCAACACUUCUCCAGAUGCUCCACUCCAGCAACUCCAGCAUAUGCCAGUUCUGUCAUCAUUCCUGCAACGAUCCCGUAGCAGAUCUGACCCGUUGAUGGCACUGAAUUACUCUGUUAGAAGUAUGCCAAGUCCUUCUGCAGAUGGGCUUGCAGGCAACACUGUUGGCAGUGGCGGUAGUGGUGGUAGUGGUGGCAUUAGUAGGGCCGGUGCUGCUGAUGUUGGUCUUGGCAAUAUGCAUAUCGCCGAUGGUAAUGAUGAGUUGGAGAGCUCACCACUAGGCAAAGAUUGGGUGGAUGUAGCUAAGCUACAGCUGACUGCAGCCAGCACUAGCAGUGUAGACGAGCAUGCUGCUGGUGGUGCUGCUGGUGGUGCUGCUGGUGGUGCCUCGCGACCAGGCAAUACUACACCUAUCAGUUCAAUGUCCGCUGUUCAUACUACAACUGUUGCUGGUGCUGGUGCUGGUGCUUCUGCUACUAGCAGUAGUACUAUUAGUGGCGGCAAUGACGGCAGUGCUGCUGAUGAUGGUCUUGAGCACCCCACUGCCCAACAGCAGCAGCAGCAGAAACGUCACAGAGCCUCGACGUUUGCUGUCUUGCUCCCUUCUUGCACAUCUCCAGCUUCCGGUGAUGGUGGCGCUGGCUGCAGUGGUGGUGGUGGUGGGGGUGGUGAUGAUGAUGGUGGUGGUGGGGACAGUGUGUUGUCUGCAAGCUCUGCUGUUGGCGAGGAAAUAGCACUGUCACCAUCACACCCUGUUCCCACUUGCACAGUCUCUGCCCCGCACCAAUCAUCAUCUGCCUUGCAAUGCAGCAGUGAUAUUGCCCGACUUGAUCAUCAACACCAGCAGCAUCAACCUCAACUGCAAGCGGGACAACAUGCUGUGCCUGCUGUGCCUGCUCAAACUCCUAACAUACCACUCUCCACAGCACAAGCAGCAGCAGCUCCGCCUGUGGCCUGCACUAGUAGCUAUGCCGCUGCCAGUACUAGCAGUUCCUCUAACUCCAACACUCCUGCACCUGCUGCAGCUGAUGACACCAGCAUUGUGCCAAGGGGUUUGCCGACAUCGCCAGUUAGUCAGCAUGUCAGCCGACAUACUCGCAAGCCAUCAUCAACCUCAUCAACCUCAGUCGUAGGCCAUCAGGACAGCAGCAGCACGAUUGAAUCAAAUUCUAAUAAAACAGACAAUCCUGCUCACUCUUCCUCUCAACGAGAUCCCAGCAGCAGCAGACUGGAAACUGAUUCAGAAGCAAGCAAGUCAACAGUUGCUGAUACUGACGGUAGUUCUUCACAGCACACAGUUGCUCUGGCCAAGGAAGGUAAAGAUAAGAAAGCAGCAGGAAUUCGCCACUGGGUUGCUAAGUGGUUGGCUGAGAAAGAGUUUCAGCCACUGCCUCAUCCAUUUGGGUCUAAUAUUCACUUUCUGCCUUCACUGAAGAGGGAGCUGCCAGUAGUUAUCCAUGAAGAUGAACCAAGCUCCAUCAUCGCUUUCAUGUUGAGCUCUGAUUCUUAUCAGCAGCAACUUGCCAACAUCCAAGCACUACUUAAUUCAUCCAAACUUUCCAAGGAUUCAGCUGCCGGGCUCCCAGUGGUUGAGUUGGGUGCCGAUGCGGUCAACAUGCUUGAAGUUAGUGGCGAAGAAGACUUCGAAUUCGAAACUGUGCCAGCGAUGCCUAGAAUAACAGAUGUGCUGAAAGGAGACAGCCUUGCAUCAGCCACAGCAUCAAACUCAAGUACAGGCCCAGCUCCUGCUGUCAGUGGCUGGAGACAAUUCUUCCGCUCUGGCACGUCUUCUUCUUCCAAGUCUCCAGCACAUGUACUAACCUCUUCCAAAGUAUCCAACAGGAGUCAUGGCGCCAGCUCCACCACCUCCACCACCUCUGCAAGCACAGCACUGUCUUACCUAGAUGAGUCAGCUAGGUCAUCUAUGUCUCAAGCAUCGGCCACUUCAGAUGCAUGGUCAGCAACAGCAACAACUACAGCAACCUCAGCAGACCCUCUAUCAGCUGCAGCAGCAGAACUACCAGCAGCAUCAUCAACAACAACAACACUGGGAUCUACACGAGCUGACGUGGAUCAAUCUCACAAUGAAACUGAUGGGGGUGUGGACCAUAAGAACAACCCAGAGAAGUUACACAUCACUUGUGAAUUUGCUGGGACCAAUAGCGAAUUCUUCUGCAGGGCUUACUUUGCUGAGCAGUUCCGUCAGCUACGGAGCCGCAUAUUUCCUGCUGGGGAAGAGAAGUUCAUUCGCUUGCUGUCGCAUUGUGUUUUCUGGGCUGCUCGUGGUGGCAAGUCGGGUUCACGCUUCUGCAAGACAACCGACGAUCGCUUCAUCCUGAAACAGAUGUCUCGACCUGAAAUGCAAAGUUUCACUCAGUUUGCACCACAUUACUUCAACUUCAUGAACAAGUCCUUUGAUAGGAAGAAACCUACCCUGUUGGCAAAGAUUGUUGGAGUAUACCGCAUUGGCUUCCGCAACAAAUCCACCAACACCUCUUUGAGACAAGAUAUGCUCAUCAUGGAGAAUCUGUUUUACAACAGGAAAUCUGUGAAGAUCUUUGAUCUGAAAGGAUCGGUACGCAGUCGUUAUGUACCAUCUUCCAGCCAGAGUGAUGUUCUACUUGACGAGAACUUGCUGGAAUUUAUCUGCGACUCUCCACUAUUCCUGCGGCCUCAUAGCAAGUUACUGUUGUCGCAAUCUAUCACAAGUGAUACGUUGUUCCUUUCUCAACACCACAUCAUGGAUUAUUCGCUUUUGGUGGGAAUUGAUGAGACAAACUCUGAACUGGUGGUCGGCAUCAUUGAUUUCAUCCGCACUUUCACUUGGGACAAGCGUCUUGAGAUGUGGGUCAAGGCAAGUGGUCUGCUGGGUGGCCAUGGCAAGAUGCCCACUGUUGUCGCUCCAGAACUCUAUCGUAAGAGAUUUUGUGAAGCUAUGGAUCGUUACUUUCUCAUGGUGCCCGACAAGUGGCAUGGUCUUGGUGUUGAUUUGGAACCUUGUGCAGAUGCUGCUGGUAGCACUGCUGCCGCCGCUGAUUCUGCUACUACUGCUACUACUACUACUGCUGCAGGUAUGCCUGCUGCUGCUGCUGCCAUGCCUUCUGUCAAAUAGACUCUAGCAGUGUAAUGGGCCAUUCGGCUAUGUGGCAGUGCAUGCUGUAUGACACUUGUUGCACUGUCACACUGCACUGUCUGCAUAGCUAGGGGACGCCAAUGCCACUGCUGCUCGUCCUGUCAAACUUUUCUUCUGCUCUCAACUUGAGCAGCAGUCUAUUGCAGUAGUGCAAUGACGCUACUGUUGAUGUCAUACAGUGCUCCGCUGUGUGAGUGUGUGCGGGUGAGUGUGUGUGUGAGUAUGUGUGUGUGUGUGUGUAUAUGUGUGUGUGUGUGUGUGUCUGUACGCGCGCGCACGCGUGCUUUUGUAUGCGUGUGUGUGUGUGUUUUGUUGACUUCAUUGCCAACAUACCCAGUCUUGCUUGCUAUCAUGUUCAUGCUCCCUCUUCUGUGUAUUCAAUAGUCAGCAUACAAGUUCAAAUCCUGUCUUCCCUUAUACAUGUAUACAUUGUACACCCACCUGCCUGUGUGCCUGCUUGCUUGCCUGCCCCCUCCCCUCCCUAUCUAGUAUGCCAUGUUUACUUUAGCAACAAGACAUUAAUUAUGUGUUGUUUAUUUGCUUGCUUCGUAUCAUCUUGUUUUUCAAAUAUUCAGUGCGUUGCCAUGGUAAUGUGUAGGGAAACACCUAUACACAGUCAGUGCAUCUUCUUAUUGUCUAAUCUUGCACCCUUUCCCUGGUUCCCAUGCCAACACACGACUAGUAUCUUUUAGUGACUAGCAUGGUGCGCAACAGUUCUUGUUUAUUCCUGCUUUAUUUUUUAAGGGUUUCCUUCGUUCCUUUUGAGUCUUUCUUGGCCAUGUAUGAUGCUGUCUUUUAUAAAGUCAUGUAUGGGUGCCUUCUUUUAGCCUUGUAUGGGGUGUAAAAUUCACUAAACUUUGUUCUCUACUUCUUGUUCAUUUUGUGUCUUGUACAUGUUCACCCUUUUCAGUGGUGAAGUGUAUCUUGCUGCCGGCGGCCGGCGCAGCAGCUCCAUACCAAUGCUAGAAAAGUUUUGUUAUCAUGCUGAAAAGUCUGGCUGCUGGACAGGACAGGCAGCUUACAAUCAUGCAUCAAUUGUUAUUACUUUUUUUAUUUGUUUUUGCCCGGAAACGGUUUCUACUCUGAAA